Molecule: messenger RNA, 2681 nt
Organism: Tupaia belangeri chinensis (Chinese tree shrew)
Lineage: Eukaryota; Metazoa; Chordata; Mammalia; Scandentia; Tupaiidae
Gene: HTR7
Product: 5-hydroxytryptamine receptor 7
Exons: 3
Biological process (GO): positive regulation of MAPK cascade; chemical synaptic transmission; smooth muscle contraction
Cellular component (GO): plasma membrane
Molecular function (GO): G protein-coupled serotonin receptor activity
Source: RefSeq, a predicted model, not a curated record
CCCGAGGUGACGGCCAGCCCCGCGCCCACCUGGGACGCGCCCCCGGACAAUGCCUCCGGCUGCGGGGAGCAAAUCAACUACGGCCGGGCCGAGAAAGUUGUGAUCGGCUCCAUCCUGACGCUCAUCACGCUGCUGACGAUCGCGGGCAACUGUCUGGUGGUGAUCUCCGUGUGCUUCGUCAAAAAGCUCCGCCAGCCCUCCAACUACCUGAUCGUGUCCCUGGCGCUGGCCGACCUCUCGGUGGCCGUGGCGGUCAUGCCCUUCGUCAGCGUCACCGACCUCAUCGGGGGCAAGUGGAUCUUUGGCCACUUCUUCUGCAACGUCUUCAUCGCCAUGGACGUCAUGUGCUGCACGGCCUCGAUCAUGACCCUGUGCGUGAUCAGCAUAGACAGGUACCUUGGGAUCACGAGGCCGCUCACGUACCCUGUGAGGCAGAAUGGGAAGUGCAUGGCGAAGAUGAUUCUGUCUGUCUGGCUUCUUUCUGCCUCCAUCACCUUACCUCCGCUCUUCGGAUGGGCUCAGAACGUCAAUGACGACAAAGUGUGCCUCAUCAGCCAGGAUUUUGGCUACACGAUCUACUCCACCGCAGUGGCAUUUUAUAUCCCCAUGUCCGUCAUGCUGUUCAUGUACUACCAGAUCUACAAGGCCGCCAGGAAGAGCGCUGCCAAACACAAGUUCCCCGGCUUCCCUCGCGUGGAGCCCGACAGUGUCGUGGCCCUGAACGGCAUGGUGAAGCUGCAGAAGGAGGUGGAAGAGUGUGCUAACCUUUCGAGACUGCUCAAACACGAGAGGAAAAACAUCUCCAUCUUUAAGAGGGAACAGAAAGCAGCCACCACCUUGGGGAUCAUCGUGGGGGCCUUCACCGUGUGCUGGCUGCCGUUCUUCCUCCUGUCCACAGCCAGGCCUUUCAUCUGUGGCACUGCCUGCAGCUGCAUCCCCCUGUGGGUGGAGAGGACAUUUCUGUGGCUGGGCUAUGCAAACUCUCUCAUUAACCCUUUUAUAUAUGCCUUUUUCAACCGGGACCUGAGGACCACCUACCGCAGCCUGCUGCAGUGCCAGUACCGGAACAUCAACCGGAAGCUCUCGGCCGCAGGCAUGCACGAGGCCCUGAAGCUUGCUGAGAGGCCGGAGAGACCGGAGUUUGUGCUACAAAACUCUGACUACUGUAGAAAAAAAGGUCAUGACUCAUGACCGAAAGCGGAAUAAUGGAGAUGAAAUAAACAAAGCAAAACACAGGUGGAAACAGAACAAAAUCACUUGCCGAGACUGCAGAAUGGAAUGUGGCUUCUGUCCUUUCUUGGGAUGGCUAACACCGACCGACAGGGUGAUCUGUUGUACAAAGUGUAUCAUGGGGAGAUGCGCCCUCUCCUUGUUCUUGUGGAUGAGUGCUGUUGUGUGCAAAUGAAAAUCGUUCUCCGUUUAAGAUAGCCGAUCAUCUCAGCAGUCAGCACACCACAGAGCUGAGUUCUAGGAAGGAAGCAGUUUCUGGUGCUUUGCAUAUGUCCACAUCAUACAAGUAGGGGAAAGUUCCAGUGCACAUGUCUCAUGCAUCUGAGUCUAGGCAUUGGCCAUUGCAGUGAAUAUUCAGGAACCAUUCACGAGACAGAAUGUAUUUUGUGUAUGACAGAGGGUGUUUUCCAAGCAAGCCGCGGUAAGCCUCGUGUUGAGUAUGUUGCAUGUCUAUGUUAGAAAACAGAAUCCAGUCAUCAGCUAAUAUAAAUGAUUUCCCAGAACAAUGUUUGUUUAAAGCUUCUGUCAAACAGUUUGGCUUUUCUGCAGGGUCCCUGUGACUUUCCCACCAAUAUACUUUCUCUGUUAACUCACUGGCUCUUACAGUAUAACUCAGGAACAGGUCUCAGGCUGGAGAGAAGCGUAAAGCCGAGUAAAGGUUUUCCUUGCACUCAUGCUUCUGAGAGGUGCUGAGGGUGAGGGGAGCCCUUCUGUGAGGACUUUGCCCUGUGAAGAGCGAGUACUAUGUAACCGCGUUGAAUAUGCAAUGAUUAUUGGCAUGUUUUUGACUCUCCUUUUACCCAAGGGUGCAGUGGGCCCAGAGGCAGGCCCGUGACCAUGUGAGGUGGCCGACGUGUGGGAAUAACGGGGCUGCCAUGAACGGCUGAGAUACUUCUGGAGGUGGUGUGUGCACAUGUGCAUUCUCUUUGUGUGGCUUUUCAUGGCACUGAUUUGUGUGAACUGGAGGUCACCUGGGCCCUUCCUGGGAAACGCUCCAGAACACCAUCCUGUUCCCGCUGGAGAAUUUCUUUUUGUGUUCUCUGUCUCUUAAAUCAAAUGUGUGCCCGGGGAAGUUUGUCUAAUGCACCCCAACCCCCACGCCACCAAGAAAGAAAGGUGGUAGACACGAAGGGCAGGUCAAGAAACAGAAAAGGUCCCUUUGGGGAUAGUUUUUAUUUUUAUUUUUUAAUGGUAUAGUAUAGGUAGGUAUGAGCUAAGGAAAAAGUAAGACAGUGCAUCAGAAAAGAAGAACCAAAAGAAAAUAUUAUUUUCCUACAACAAAGGAAGCUGUCCUCGCACAGAAUGCAAUGGAAUUCCAUCGUGGAAUACAGACUUCUUCCAACUUUCAUUGACAUUGCUUCUUACCAGACACGGGGCGGGCUGCCUUUCCUGAAAGGAGAGGCUGGCACUGUCAUUUCUGAAAAAGCUUGUACAAACCACAGAUUUGCUAA